UAUGCAUCUCUUCACUUCUCUCUGGUUGUGUGAAGUUGGUCCUGAUCGAAAAACACCGUUCAGAAAAGCAACUUUUGGCAUGUCUUUGUACUGCCCCUUUACGCUUUAAAACAAAACACGAAAUUCGGAAUGAACACAAAAUGGUGUUAAGAGAGGAAGUAACGGAUUUGACUUGUUUGUCCUCGGGAAUAAAGUUGGGAAACUACGAGGUGAAAAUGGAGAGCCCAGCUGAGUGAGAGUGGGGUGAGGAGGCUGGAUUUGGCAGAGCUGGGAGUCCUGCCCUGCUGCUAGCAAGCUAGUUAGCAUGCUUGGACACUUCGCUCGGAAAAAGCUUCUUUCUGCUUCUCUACAGCCUGUGAUCCUCCAGGGGGAGUUGCCUUAUCUGUGGCAAGACCACUGCUGACAUUGCAACUUCUCCCAGUGGAUCGAAGUGUAGCUUAUGAUCUUAUUAUUUGUGGAAGCUCUGCAUGAAUCCUGAAGAUAACUACAUUUCUCCUAAAGGCAACCUCACCUAAAUUUGAAGCUGGAUGACCAGGGUACAGGACUCUCUCUACUGAUCAGUAAUUUUUCUACCUUGAGUAUCCAUAAUUACUCAAUUCAUGCAAUGCAUCUGAGAUGGCACAGGCCUAUAAAAGAAUAUUGUAAUAAAAGAGUCACUUGCUGGAGAAGUUGAGAAACACAACUUGCCAAAAUGCAUUAAUGAACUUUUUAAACUCGACUUAAGUGGAUGUUAUCGGUUGUAUUCAUGAAGUCUGGCUGCUGAUGCCAGCUCACUGGAACUUGAGAGGGUGUAAUCAGUUUUAUUGAUGAGCCCUCUGGCUCUGAGUGUGGGUACAGCCUGGACAUUGGAUGCCCUGAGUGUGUUGAAUUGGCUGUUGCAGUGAUGAGGCAGGGCUCCUGGUGGCCUUUGCGGAUGGCCGGGCAGGGGCCCAGGGUAAUGUGAUGGGGUGCAGGAACAGUAAGGUCCUCCCUGAGCCUCCAGGGGAUGUUCAGUUGGACCUGGUCAAAAAGGUUGAUCCUCUCCAACCCCCUCAGACAGAUAUUUGUAAGCACUUCAUACGAGGGGAUGGCACCGGAAGCAAGGUGGGUGGGGCCGGGGGAGGUGACAAAUCUGACUCCACCCCCCCACACCCUGCCCAGGCACAAGCUGCCACUCCCACUGCUUCUGCCCUGCCCCCCAAGGACCUGUGUGAAUUGUCAGACCCUCAGCGGAAGAAAGUGGAAAAGUAUCGAGCCAAGUUUGACCCCCGGGUCACAGCCAAGUACGACAUCAAAGCUCUGAUAGGCCGUGGGAGUUUCAGCCGAGUUGUUCGUGUGGAACACAAGAGCACACGGCAGCCGUAUGCCAUCAAGAUGAUCGAGACACGUUACCGGGAGGGGAGAGAAGUGUGUGAAUCAGAGCUGUGUGUUCUCCGACGUGUUCGUCAUACCAAUAUAAUCCAACUGAUGGAGGUUUUUGAGACUGCAGAACGUGUCUAUAUGGUGAUGGAACUGGCCACCGGAGGAGAGCUCUUUGACCGGAUCAUUGCUCGCGGCUCCUUCACAGAGCGGGAUGCCACACGGGUGCUGCAGAUGGUGCUGGAUGGUGUCAAGUAUCUACACACUUUAGGGAUCACUCACCGAGACCUGAAGCCAGAGAACCUGCUGUACUACCACCCGGGACCUGAUUCCAAGAUUAUCAUCACGGACUUUGGUUUGGCCAGUAGCAGGAAGAAGGGAGAUGAGUGUCUGAUGAAGACUACCUGUGGCACACCGGAGUACAUCGCCCCCGAGAUCUUGGUGAGAAAGCCCUAUACAAAUGCAGUGGACAUGUGGGCGUUGGGGGUGAUAUCAUAUAUCCUGUUGAGUGGAACCAUGCCCUUUGAGGAUGAUAACCGCAUGAGGCUCUACCGGCAGAUUCUCAAGGGGAAGUACAGCUUUUCUGGAGAGCCGUGGCCCAGCGUGUCCAACUUAGCCAAAGACUUUGUGGAGCGAAUUCUAACGGUGGACCCCAGUGAGAGGCUGACAGCUGGCCAGGCCCUCAAGCACCCCUGGAUUAUCAGCAUGGCUGCCACCUCCUCUAUGAAGAACCUACAGCGGUGUAUAUCUCAGAAUCUCCUGAAGCGAGCUUCCUCACGUUGCCACAGCACCAAGUCAGCUCAGUCCACACGUUCCAGCCGCUCUACCAAGUCCAACAAAGCACGGCGGGGGCGAGAGAAGGAGCUGCGUGAGCUGAAACGCCGCUCUCAGCAACAGCACAAUACAAUGUGA
Molecule: messenger RNA, 2250 nt
Organism: Monopterus albus (swamp eel)
Lineage: Eukaryota; Metazoa; Chordata; Actinopteri; Synbranchiformes; Synbranchidae
Gene: pskh1
Product: protein serine kinase H1
Exons: 4
Coding region: 943-2250 (435 amino acids)
Biological process (GO): protein phosphorylation
Molecular function (GO): ATP binding; protein kinase activity
Source: RefSeq, a predicted model, not a curated record